This is a messenger RNA of Callorhinchus milii (elephant shark), 1261 nucleotides long. Its product is annotated as stress-associated endoplasmic reticulum protein 1. The transcript has 4 exons. Bases 51 to 251 code for a protein of 66 amino acids. Lineage: Eukaryota; Metazoa; Chordata; Chondrichthyes; Chimaeriformes; Callorhinchidae. The record is from RefSeq and is a predicted model, not a curated record. Gene Ontology annotation, biological process: endoplasmic reticulum unfolded protein response. Gene Ontology annotation, cellular component: endoplasmic reticulum.
ACGGACAGACAGACGCCGAGAGAGAGGGAGAGUAUCAGCUCAGCAGCAAAAUGGUGGCCAAACAGAGAAUCCGCAUGGCCAACGAGAAACACAGCAAAAACAUCACACAGCGAGGCAAUGUCCCGAAAAGCUCCAAGGCUGCGAUAGACGAAAAGUCAUCUGUUGGUCCCUGGCUAUUGGCACUUUUCAUUUUUGUUGUUUGCGGAUCAGCUAUUUUCCAGAUUAUUCAGAGUAUCCGCAUGGGCAUGUGAAUGGACAAAGCUUCGAUUUCUGUACCUUUCAGUGUCUCGCUGUUAAUUCCAGCUGUGAAUCCAACCAUUCCAAUACCUCCUUUGUUCUGCAAAACAAUGGAUUUUACAGAAUGAAUCUGUCUGUAGUUUUCUGAAAAAAAAACUUAAUUCAUGGCGUUGCUAAAAGUCUAGUUCAUUCCUUCUCGUGUCCCAAGGAAGCCGGGCUUGGUAAAGCUAUCCAGCAGUUAAUUUUGUAUUUUAAUCAGGGAGACUUGCAGAUGGUUUGUAAGUUUGUAUUUAAUAUGUGAAUAUUUUAUCAUAUAUAUCGUAUAUAUGGUUAAUAUGUAGGUAAGAACCCUGCUUUUGUGUAGUUAAAACAUUUUUAAUCCUCCCCAGCUGUAAAUUGUAGAGGAGAUGGUUUUGUUGCCUGUCCACUUUGAGAUACAAAAUGCGCAUCUUUCUAAAUUAAACUUUGUAAUUCCAGAAAAGUGCCUUCCUUUGUAUAUUAAACAGCACAUCAUUGUAGGAUCACAGAUGGAAAGGCAUUGCUGAUUUGUUUUAGUGUAAUAGUCCCGUGUGCUGUCCAAUGAAUAGUCUGUGAUUGGUUAAAUAUUGUCCUGUUCAAGCUAGGAAGGACAUCUUGAUCAUCAAUGAUAUCUUUAAUCUCUUGCAGUUGCCAACGCGUAUAACAAGCACAGCUGGCCUUUAUUGGGGGGGGGGUAGAAAAAUUAUGCAAUUGAAACGCCCAGUCUGUGGCUAGGGGCACGGAUUGGCAGGGUGCUGAACCUUUCCAGACCUGAGCCCAGACAGUGUCCUGGCACGUGGGCGAUUUGAGUGCACAUGACCUAAUAUAAAAAGCAUCUCUACUUUUCACUCUCGUGUCUGGAAACCCUUGUUGUAAAUCACGGCAUGCUAACAUCCUGUUUCUUGACUACCUGGAUGCUGCUUUGUCUGAUCAGGACCACUUGAUUGCAUUUCUAACUGUAAGUGAUUGCAGCAUUUGUCACCCAAAUAAAUAUAUUUUUGCUUGA